UGCUGCCGGCCAUGGCCGCGAAUCGCGGCGACGCGUCAAUGGUCACUCGCAAGCUGAUACAUGCUCUCGCGCUGCUGUUCCUCGCGCUCGCAGUUGCGACGGCGGCAACUCCGAGGCUGCUCGCCACGGCCGCCGCUCGUCCGCCCAGCCCCGAUAAGGCCGCGCUGUUAGUGCUGAGGGACGCACUGAGAAAAAGCUACCCCGGUGCGCUGCCCGGAUGGGUGAAUGCGGAUCCGUGCGACAACUCGUGGACCCCUCGCAUCAAAUGCAACAGUGCUGGACGCGUUAUAAGCCUCAAUCUGGCGAAUCAACUGCUGAAAGGGCCCAUCCCAGGGAAGCAGUUGGCUGCUCUGGCUGGGCUUCAACGCCUAGACAUGGGAUACAACGCACUGACAGGGCCCAUCCCACAGGAGCUCUCAGCCCUCUCCAGCCUCACCUUCCUAUCGUUAGAGGCCAAUAAAUUGAAGGGAUCAGUUUCCGAGUGGCUGGGACAACGACUCUUAAAGCUAGUGAACGUCCGUCUCGCCAGCAACCUUCUCAGUGGCCCUCUGCCAAGCACCCUGGGGGGUCUCAAGAACUUGCAGUCGCUUGACCUUGGCAGCAACCGCCUCACAGGCCAGCUGCCGUCCACCCUACAGCGCUGCUGGCUCUUGAAGUACUUAUCCGUCCCAGCCAAUCAGCUCUCAGGACCGGUCCCAGGUUGGCUUGGAAGCCUCAAGCAGUUACAAGUGCUAGCACUAGACGACAAUCGCCUCUCGGGUCCCCUCCCACCAGCACUCGGGAACCUUCCCAAUCUCGCCGCCCUCUAUGCUGCAAGCAACUCCCUGGAAGGCCCCAUCCCUGCCAGUUUCAAACGCCUCAAGAGCCUCAUGUACCUCGACCUGAGUUACAACAAGGGCAUUAACGGGUCCGUCCCAGCCUUCCUGGGAAACCUCUGGCUGCUCGAGUCCCUGGCCAUGGAGCAUUGCAACCUCUCAGGCCCCAUCCCGCCCUCUCUAGGCGCCCUCAACCUCCUAGUGGAGAUCUUUCUCGACGGAAACCGCCUCACCGGCCGCAUCCCAGCAACUCUCGGCAGCCUGGAAUCGCUCAACAAGCUCUAUCUCAACCGCAACCGCCUCACCGGGAGCAUCCCGGCACAGCUGUGCUACCUUUCAUAUGCAUACGAGCUCAACCUGGGCCACAACGAGCUCAAUGGGUCGAUUCCGGCCUGCCUGCCUGCACUGCCACGCCUGACACUGCUGUAA
Messenger RNA from Closterium sp. Naga37s-1, 1244 nucleotides. The record is from the annotation of a GenBank genome assembly. NCBI's taxonomy places the organism in Eukaryota, Viridiplantae, Streptophyta, Zygnematophyceae, Desmidiales, Closteriaceae.